Aspergillus homomorphus CBS 101889 is the source of this 1892-nucleotide messenger RNA. RefSeq names its product sn-1,2-diacylglycerol cholinephosphotransferase. NCBI's taxonomy places the organism in Eukaryota, Fungi, Ascomycota, Eurotiomycetes, Eurotiales, Aspergillaceae. The coding region runs from base 268 to 1560 and encodes 430 amino acids. The transcript is spliced from 6 exons. Gene Ontology annotation, biological process: phospholipid biosynthetic process. The record is from RefSeq and is a predicted model, not a curated record. Gene Ontology annotation, molecular function: phosphotransferase activity, for other substituted phosphate groups. Gene Ontology annotation, cellular component: membrane.
CUCCUUUUUCUUUUGUCCGACUUUUGUUCUUUCCACCCAAGCAGAUUUGAGACAGGACUUUCUGCUCGCCGUCUUCACUGCCCUUGGCUGCUUUUCAAGCGUUCGGCACUACUUUACUAGAAGCAGGGUUCAGUGGUAUACUGAGGAUCCUUGAUCGUUAUCAAAAACAAUCCCCUCCAUCUCAAUUGCAUUCCGCGCAAUGCGCCAUAUUUGCCUACUCUAAUUCAUUUCCCGAAACAUUCUUCGUCAUACAUAUAACAACCCAGGAUGAGCGUAAUCUUCAGAAAGAUCCAAGCGAUCCAAGACUCGCUCUCCGAUGACAUCUUGAUGCCCCUCAAGAGCUACAAAUACCAGAGCGUCGACAAAUCUUACAUCUCGAAUUAUAUACUAAGACACUACUGGAAUGCAUUUGUUGAGAUUUUACCACUCUGGUUGGCCCCAAACAUGGUCACCCUACUGGGUUUCCUGUUCAUUGUUGGCAAUGUGAUGCUUAUAGAGAUCUAUAUGCCAGAUCUUGUGGGCCCGGGUCCCUCUUGGUUAUAUUACAGCUUCGCUUUUGGCAUGUGGAUGUACUCAACUCUGGAUAAUGUAGAUGGGAAACAAGCGCGCAGGACUGGAACUUCUAGUGGUUUGGGAGAGCUCUUUGACCAUGGUAUCGAUUCGCUCAACUGCACCCUGGCUAGUCUGCUUGAGACGGCAGCGAUGGGUUACGGUUCGUCCCAACUAGGUGCCUACACAGCUCUGGUUCCGUGCCUCGCAAUGUAUUUCUCGACUUGGGAAACGUACCAUACGCACACGCUUUACCUCGGUUAUUUUAACGGUCCCACCGAGGGUCUUCUUAUCGCAAUUGCGAUCAUGGUCGCGUCAGGUAUCUACGGUCCUCAGAUCUGGUCCCGACCGAUUGUUGAGUUCCUGAAUUACCCACAAAUCUUUGGCAACAACUCCAUGAAGGAUCUUUGGAUCCCGAUUCUCCUUGGAUCGUUUUUCCUUGGUCACCUUCCUGGUUGUGUGCUCAAUGUUGUGGCUGCGCGCCGGAAACAAGGCCUGCCGAUUACCCCCAUCUUCAAGGAAUGGGUGCCCAUGAUUGUUUUCACUGGCUGUAAUCUUGCCUGGCUUUUCUCCCCAUAUUCGACUCUCUUAGCCCAGAACCGACUGGUUCUGUACUGCUGGACCAUCUCUUUUGUCUUUGGGCGCAUGACGACAAAAAUUAUCCUUGCUCAUUUGCUGAGACAGCCAUUCCCUUAUUGGACGGUGCUGCAGACACCACUUAUUGGAGGCGCUGUCCUGGCUAAUCUGCCACGUGUGGGCCUUCCAAUGGUGAGCGCGUCUUUCGAGCUUCUCUACUUGCGUCUCUACCUUCUGUUCGCGUUUGUCGUGUACAUGCACUGGGCAUUCCUUGUGAUCAACCGAAUCACCACUUUCUUGGGGAUCAACUGCUUGACCAUUCGCCGGGACAAGUCAGUCGCCAGAGAACAAGCCUAUCGCGAGUUCGGAGAGGGCACACUUGCCCCUCUCAAUCCUAGCACCGACCCCAGCAAAGGCGGCUACAAGAGCCAUUAAUGGUAUUUACCCGGUGAAUUGAAGAGCUUCAACUGUCAAUACGUGUCCUCUCAGUACGUAUAUUCAUGUGGCCCUUCUUUUUCCCUUCCAUAAACCGAUGUCGGGACAAAACGGAAAAGCGGUCUCCGGUCGAACUUCCUUGCGACGGAUCAAGCGACUCGUUGGUCCAACCACUUCGGUGACGUUUGAGUUGUCCAGGCUCGAUGAUUUUCAUGUUCUCUUUUCCCUUAUGUCUGACAUACCGAUUGAUGAACUUAUGACUGCAGUAAAUGGGACACGUGGACGAGCAGGGGCUAGUGAUGGACAAGUGUCAGUAUAUAUAGAUCAUAGAC